AUGUCCGCCCCGCCUUCCUGGCUUUUUUCCAACAACACCACUUCCUCCUCGUCGUCGACCGUCCCUGCCUCAGCAGCACCCUCUACCGAAACCAAAACCAAAAUGGCCGGCACCAAGAAGGUCGUUAAGUCGGGGGACAAGAGGAAGGCUGCCGCCCAGCCUUCCGCCCAGCUCCUCGCCGCUGUCGAGAAGUUCCUUACCGAGAACAACUUUGCCGACGCCGCCACCGAGUUCACCAAGCAGAUCACCAAGAACGGCUGGGAGAAGAAGUCCUCGGACGCUUCUCUCGCCUCCAUCUUCCAGACCUGGGAGGCCAAGCCCAAGCAGGCUGGUUCCACCAGCGGCGAUGAUAGCGACAGCGAUGACGAGAGCAGCAGCUCCAGCGAGUCCGAGUCUUCGGACAGCGACAGCGAUAGCGACAGUGAAGACGAGAAGAUGAAGGAGGCCCCCGCCAAGAAGGCCGAGUCCUCUAGCUCCAACAGUAGCGACUCUUCCAGCGACUCUUCCAGCGACAGCUCUAGCGAUUCCAGCUCCAGCGAGGAUGAGGCCAAGAAGCCCGAGACCAAGGCUGCCGCCCCCAUUGCCGCCGCCAACCCUCUGAAGCGCAAGGCCGAGUCCAGCUCCGAGAGCUCUUCGUCCGAUUCUUCCUCCAGCGACUCUUCCAGCUCUGAGGACGAGGCUCCCAAGGCCAAGAAGCAGAAGGUCGCCGAGUCUUCCUCCUCCUCUUCCGAGUCCUCUUCUGACUCUUCCUCCGACUCUUCCUCUUCCGAAUCCGAGGACGACAAGAAGAAGCCCGCUGCUAAGGCCGCCUCUUCCAAGAAGACUGCUUCCCCCAAGAAGGCCACUCCCGCCAAGAAGGAGGAGUCCUCUGACUCUUCCUCUUCCGACUCUUCUUCCGACUCGAGCUCCGACUCUUCCUCGUCCGACUCUUCUUCCGAUUCCUCCUCCGAUUCGGAUUCCUCCAGCGAUUCUGACUCUUCGGACUCUUCCUCCGAUUCCGACUCCAGCUCUGACUCUGACUCCGACUCUUCUGAGUCCGAGGCCGAGAAGAAGACUGAGAAGAAGGAGGUUAAGAAGGCUGCCAAGUCUGACAGCUCCUCCAGCGACAGCUCCUCCAGCGACAGCUCCUCCAGCGACAGCUCCUCCAGCGAUUCUUCCUCCGACUCUGACUCUUCCUCCGAGUCCGAGGAUGAGAAGAAGACCGACAACAAGAAGGCGGCCUCGACCAAUGGUUCCGAUUCCUCUGCUACGCUCAAGGAUUCCACCGAGUCUACCCCCGUCCCUACCGGCGAAGAGAAGGCCAACAACCGCGGCAAGGCCAGCGUUCCCCCUGCCAAGAAGGAGAUCCAGCCCUUCUCGCGCGUGCGCAAGGACGUCGUCGUCGACCCGCGUCUCGCUAGCAACGCUUUCGCCGGUCACGCCUGGGGCCAGAAAGCGCACGAGGAUCUGAUCGUCACCAGAGGCAAGGGCUUCACCAAGGAGAAGAACAAGAAGAAGAGGGGCAGCUACCGGGGCGGACCCAUUGACACCACUGCUGUUGGUAGCAUCAAGUUCGAUGACUAA
Sordaria macrospora k-hell is the source of this 1563-nucleotide messenger RNA. RefSeq lists its product as uncharacterized. Gene Ontology annotation, cellular component: nucleoplasm; nucleolus. The record is from RefSeq and is a predicted model, not a curated record. NCBI's taxonomy places the organism in Eukaryota, Fungi, Ascomycota, Sordariomycetes, Sordariales, Sordariaceae.